UCCUCCAAUGAAAUUUCCUCCAAGCAAACAGCGCUCCUCGUUCAAAACGAAGCUUGCUGCUGCACUGCUGUCAACAACGGAGAAGCUUGAUCUUUGACACACACAAGGCAUUUUCUGCUUUCCAUAAUGGCAGAAGGGGAGGAUGUGGAAUGGGAGCUGUGCAAAGAAAACAUUCAACCUCUGAGACGUGGAAGAAACAUGUCAGCCUUGCUUCAGGCACUCAGUCAAAGCAAAGAUGGCCUCAGCCCUGCCAUCCUCCAACAGAGACAGGCUUUUGAGUCUGAAUUGCGGCUGUACAACGGAGAUGAUCCACUUGAUGUUUGGGAUCGGUACAUCAAAUGGUCAGAGCAAAUGUUUCCUCGGGGAGGAAAAGAGAGCAACCUGAGCACACUGUUGGAGCAAGCCGUGACACGAUAUACAGACGAAAAGAAAUAUCACGACGAUCCUCGCUACGUGGACCUCUGGAUCAAAUAUGCACAGCAUUGCUUGCAGCGCUUGGACAUUUACAGGUACAUGAAGGCCCAAGGAAUAGGGAUCACCCAGGCGUCCUUCUACAUCGCCUGGGCUGAGGAGCUUGAGAAUGGUGGCAACUUCCUCAAAGCCGAUUUGAUCUUCCAAGAAGGACUUCGUAUGCUUGCCCAGCCUCUUGACAGACUACAGCAGUUUCAUAGGUUGCUGCAGGCUCGCGCGUCUCGGCAAGCGAUGAAUAAAGUCGAUGACAGUGACAGUGACGACGAGACCAAACAGCCUGAGCGAGUUUCGCUUGCCGAGCUCAAAACGCGAGGGAAAAAGGCCGCCGUGCCUAUCGUCCGAACUGGAGCUGCAAUUAAAUCUGUCUCAAGGGGCCUGAGUUUACGUGCCGCUCCAGUGGAAGAACGCAGCAGUCAGAGCAGCAACAGUAAAGUGGUGAUCUUUGAUGAAAACAAAGCAAGCGCCGUUCCUUCGGAACCGAAAUUCGAGCCUUGGUUGGCUCCUCCUCCUGCGAGGGCAAAGGAAAAUGAGAAAGCGGUGGAAAAAUGGUGCGACGUGAAGAUGCGCCAGAAGUCCAAAUUUGGAAACGCACUGAUGGCUGCACCUCCUCCAAAGCCCACUUUCCAACCAUUUGUUGACGAGUCGGAUGAGACACCGAAAAUGACACCGUGCAAGAUCAUCCCGACAGUGAACAACAUUUUGUCAGCACGCAAGCCCUGCAGAGACGACACUCCUCUGAAAAGGCUGCUGGAGCACCAACGUCAACAGAAAGAAGGCGAAACGAGCAAAGACCCGGAAAAGAGCAUGUACUGUAAAGAGCUGCUCUUCAGCGGCACCACCGAAUUCAGCUUGGAGGAACUGCGUGCCGAGCUUUACAUCAAGAAGAAGAAUUCGCAGGCGGCCGUUUGCCCUGGCGAGCCGGCGACCGACACCGAGACGAAAUAAAAAGGUCUCGUGAAAAGCCUUUCUGGGUGCUGGUCAUGUGGUACUAGCCCCAACCUUUUUUUUUUUUUUUUGGUGCCAAUUGACCAAACCGGAACCCAUCAGCUGCCUCCUAAGUCCACAUCGGCCAACAAGGCUACAGCUUCAGCUUG
This is a messenger RNA of Hippocampus comes (tiger tail seahorse), 1565 nucleotides long. RefSeq names its product BUB1 mitotic checkpoint serine/threonine kinase Bb (gene bub1bb). Lineage: Eukaryota; Metazoa; Chordata; Actinopteri; Syngnathiformes; Syngnathidae. The coding region runs from base 127 to 1416 and encodes 429 amino acids. The record is from RefSeq and is a predicted model, not a curated record. Gene Ontology annotation, molecular function: protein kinase activity. Gene Ontology annotation, biological process: mitotic spindle assembly checkpoint signaling; meiotic sister chromatid cohesion, centromeric. The transcript is spliced from 10 exons. Gene Ontology annotation, cellular component: nucleus.